CUGCCGUUCAGUUCGCUCUCAAGUCUUCCAGCGAUCAGUCGCAACCGGUCGUUUGCUUUGUGAAGGCCACAUCGGCGCGUUCGAAGAAAGUCGCGGCCUAUCCUAACUGUUUCUUUCGUGUCUUAUUCUCUGUCAAGUCUCCCACUCUCUCCCUGACCACAGCCAAUAGCAACCAGCCAAAACAAGAACAGCCUGGCUGGCGCGAAUAAGUGUAGUGAUUUCACUUACCUUACGAUUGUGACAAAGUGCCGCUGGAUGUGGAGAAGCAGCGAAAAGAAAGUUUCUCAACUCAUUAUUUCAACGUCAGCUCAACCGGGUGAAUUAAGAAGUGUCAUCUCUUGAAGGUUUUACCCAGUUUCGCAAGAUAAACAAAGGUGAUCUGCGUGGAGGAAAACGAGGAAAAAAUGGCACUUCGAAUGACGGAUAUGCUGUACGAGAACCCGAUGGAUCAUUAUGUUACGCUUCUGGUUGACUUUGUCAUAUUUUUCUUCAAGUCGAUCUACUUCACGCUGGAAACGUGUCUUCUAACUUGUAUUCCCUAUCGGUUUAGAACAUUAAAGGAUGUUUCUGGACAGGUGGUGUUAAUAACCGGAGGCGGUGGUGGAGUCGGGCGCCACUUAGCUGUUAACUUCGCUCGUCUUCGGGCGCGAGUCGUGAUUUGGGAUAUUAAUAAGGAUGCUCUGAAAGGCACUGCAGAUGCGUUGCAAUCCGAGGGCUACUAUUGCCACACGUACCUGGUGGAUAUCUCCGACCGUGAAAAAGUAUACGAGGUGGCCAAAAAAGUCAAGGAGGAGGUCGGCGACGUCAACAUUCUGAUCAACAAUGCUGGAAUUGUCGCCUGUCGGACGCUGUGGGACCUAUCCGAUAGUGCUAUCGAAAGCACUUACGCUGUCAAUAUUCUAUCGCAUUAUUGGACAACCAAAGCAUUUUUACCGGAGAUGAUGAAUUCCAAUAACGGACACAUUGUCACGGUGGGAUCAGUAGCGGGUCUACUCGGAACUUAUGGAUGCACUGAUUACAGCGCCACCAAAUUCGCUUGCGUUGGUUUUCACGAAGCUUUAUACACGGAAUUGAAGACACAUGGAUAUGACAAUAUCAAUUUGACGCUUGUUUGUCCCUACUAUAUCAACACCGGAAUGUUUGCCGGCUGCAAGCCUCGUUUGCUCCCAAUGCUGGAACCGAAACACGUUGCCGACAGCAUGGUAAAAUCCAUCCUGAAGAAUGAGGUCAACUGUACCCUACCGGACAAUGUGCGUGUCUUCCUGCCGCUGAAGUGUCUUCUGCCAGCUAAAGUUUGCUGGGAGAUGAUGAGCCGUAUUAUGAAGGGACCACAAACAAUGAUGGGAUUCCGUGGACGAGGAAAGGCAACCGCUGGCUGAAUGAGAAAUUCGGAUGAAAAUGCAUUUCUCUAUAGCUGAUUUAUUAAAGCAUAUUUACGAUUGUUUCAAUCAGCCUGUCGAUAGCAAAUUGCAUCAUUUUAUUUUAAAAGCAGCUAUGUUAGAAAAUACAGUGCAAAACACGUUUUAUAACAAUAUGCCUUUAACCUCCAUAAAUUGUUAUUGUUUAUUCUAUACGUGUUAGAAACUAAGGCUUCUCGUAACUACUUUAAAAUUUAAAGUAUUUCCAAAUAAACAAAUUGUUAUGGUGAACAAUAUUUAUCACGAA
This is a messenger RNA of Toxorhynchites rutilus septentrionalis, 1665 nucleotides long. Its product is annotated as estradiol 17-beta-dehydrogenase 11. The transcript is spliced from 5 exons. Bases 405 to 1379 code for a protein of 324 amino acids. The record is from RefSeq and is a predicted model, not a curated record. Gene Ontology annotation, cellular component: lipid droplet. NCBI's taxonomy places the organism in Eukaryota, Metazoa, Arthropoda, Insecta, Diptera, Culicidae. Gene Ontology annotation, molecular function: oxidoreductase activity, acting on the CH-OH group of donors, NAD or NADP as acceptor.